Messenger RNA from Glarea lozoyensis ATCC 20868, 2847 nucleotides. RefSeq names its product WD40 repeat-like protein. Gene Ontology annotation, molecular function: protein binding. The coding region runs from base 1 to 2847 and encodes 948 amino acids. The transcript is spliced from 5 exons. Lineage: Eukaryota; Fungi; Ascomycota; Leotiomycetes; Helotiales; Helotiaceae. The record is from RefSeq and is a predicted model, not a curated record.
AUGUCUGCUGCCGCCUUGCCCAAGAUCAAGGUCAUUGACACCCAGAAUGUGAAUGGGAAUGGGCAGGGCAGUUCGGUAGGGAUCGACUCUCCCUCAACUAUUACAGAUGGUGGUCAAUCUGGAAGGCCGAAAUCAUCAACGUCUUCAGAAGGCAACCAACAGACAAACAACAAGAAAACGCCCACAAAACCUUCACGCAAUGGGUCAAGCAGAGAAUUCAGCAAUACGAGUCCUACAUCUCCUCAGGGGCGACCUGCGACAGCCAUUGAUCCCCUUUCACACCAUAUUCUGAAACGAACGAAUACCGAGAACACGAUACCUACCAAGUUACGGAAUACGGGUUCAGGAGAAACAAAUUCUGCCGAUCUGACAGGACCUAUAAGUCCAGAGACUGGCUCUCAAGGCAGACAGCUCACGCCAGAGGUAAACAGGAGCGACAGCAAUCCCAUCAGAGAGAAGAAAAAAGGAGUCUCAUUUCUUAGCCGAUUCAGCAUUAUCGCAGGAAAAAAGAAAGACCAACCGGACGAUAUCGACGACGAUGAGUCCGAACUGGGCGAUGUCCGAACGGAAGGGAUGAAUGCACAUGUCUUCUCUUCUUCGAUAGGUGCCAAUGGAUAUAUACCACAGCACAAGGAGCCGCCGAGGUAUAUCAAGGUUCGAGCGCACAACAAGAAGCUGAGAGAGUUUAAUCGCAUGUUCCUCGCUCAAGAACUAAGUGGGACAAAACAUACAGCUAGUGAGGACAAGAUUCCCGGGCUGACGACCACUGCGACCGAGCUUCCCCAAUCUCCCACUAAGCUAACAAAAGCACCCAAGACAGGAGGUGCUGUUUGGGCUACAGAGUUCAGCAAGGAUGGCAAAUUUUUAGCAGCGGCUGGGCGAGACCAAGUUGUACGCAUCUGGGGUGUGAUAUCGACGGCGGAUGAACGGCAUUUUCAUGAGCAUGAGGAGGAUGUUUCUAUGAGUACUUCGGGGGGUGAGCGACUCAGCGCGCCUGUUUUUCGCUCGAAGCCCAUCCGCGAAUUCGAGGGGCAUACCGGAGAAAUUCUAGACUUGAGUUGGAGUAAAAACAAUUUCCUUCUCUCCUCAUCAAUGGAUAAGACCGUUCGAUUAUGGCAUAUAAGCAGGCAGGAAUGUCUGUGCACGUUCAAACACAAAGAUUUUGUUACUUCGAUCGCUUUCCACCCAACCGAUGAUCGAUUUUUCUUAGCCGGGUCGCUGGAUUCUGUGCUUAGAUUAUGGAGUAUCCCGGAUAAGACUGUUGCUUUCUGGAACCAGCUGCCCGAUCUUAUCACUGCUGUAGCGUUUUCCCCCUGCGGGAAGACUGCCAUAGCUGGUGUGCUGAGCGGCCUCUGCUUAUUUUACGAAACCGAAGGAUUGAAAUAUCAUACACAGAUUCAUGUACGAUCAUCGAGAGGAAAGAACGCAAAGGGAAGUAAGAUAACUGGAAUACGGACUGCGUCAUACUCUCCUGGCGACCUUGAAGGAGACGUUAAAGUUUUGAUCACUAGCAACGAUUCGCGAGUUCGCAUGUAUAACCUCAAGGACAAGAGCUUAGAAAUGAAGUUCAGGGGUCAUGAGAAUACAUGCAGUCAGAUAAAUGCCAGUUUCAGCGAAGACAAUCAGUAUAUAAUAUGUGGAAGUGAGGAUCGAAAGGCCUACAUUUGGAACACUGGACCCAUUGAGUCGGAGAAUAGAGACAAGCGUCCCUUGGAGUUAUUUGAGGCUCAUGCGGAUAUGGUCACAGCCGCUAUCAUAGCGCCAACUAAGACAAGACAUUUACUUAGCGCUUCUGGAGAUCCAAUCUAUGACCUUUGCAAUCCUCCUCCAGUCACUUUACUUAGCAGAGAGGAAUCGACUGCCUCCUCUUUGAAUUUUACGGACGACAAGCGAAAUUCAGACCUUGUAAGUGAGUCCCAGAUGAAGAAGCCAGAAGAAUCACCUGCAUACUUGUCGCGUUGUACGCAUCCGGACGGAAACAUCAUUAUAACGGCGGAUUAUUUAGGCGGGAUCAAGGUCUUCAGACAGGACUGUGCUUAUCACAAGCGUAUGCAGAACAACUGGGAAACCGGCUCUACAUUUUCCAAGAAAAUGCUAGGUCGAAGUAACUCAAUACGAACGAAGAAUUCCGGUGGCUCACGCCGCAACUCUGUUUCUCAGAACUCCAUUAACGGCUCACUACACACACCAUCUGAACAUAUCCUUUCGUGGAGAAACACAGUAUUGGACAAUAAUAGCAUAAGAAACAGAGGCUCACGAGCAUCCAUGGGUGAUCGCAGCAUUUCUCCCGGAAAGUUCAAUCGAGCUUCAUUUCAAUCCUCAACGACAACGAAUCCUCAGCCUACUCUAGCGAGCGCGGCCCGUCAACAGCCAUACAUUGGAUCAGCACUCCAUCCAACCUCGAGUGUGUCAACAAUAAGUCCGCCACCCAGUGACAUUCAAAAAGACGCCAUUGACAGAAAACCGUCCUUACCAACCCCCAGCUUCUCCUUCCAAGCCGCCACGAGCCCUACGACCCAAGAAAACUCCCCUCGUAUCGACACAUCCAGCAAAAACUACCAAUUCUGGAACCCCGCCUCCUGGCUCAACGAAUCCAAAUCGCUCCUCCAAAACUCCCACGAUCCGACGAAACUAGGCGUGGAAAAUGGAACCCGACCUGGCACAGAGAGACAACAGAGUUCAGUGAGUGAGCUGAGCAGUGAGACCGGCAGUCCCGGCUACGAAAGCGAAGACGAGGCGUUGAGCUGUAAGAAAUGCGGUGGGCGGGAUUUCAGGGCGAAAAAGGCUAUUGGGAGGGGAACGAAACAGAGGUUGGUGUGUACAAAGUGUGGGACUGUUGCUGAGUAA